AGCUUCUUGGUAAACUAACUUGAGUUGGGUGUAAAAUCUAAACCAGUCGCCUGACCAGUGGACCGACGAGAAUGUUCGCUUCGCUUAGAAAACAAACGUCAACUCAUCUGACCUAACGCGUCGUUCGCGCCGGAUUUUCAUCGGGAAUUUGCGCUGGCUGCGCGAUUUGGUCAAGAAGCAGAAGCAGGUCACGUUUACCAGAUCCCGGACAGAAGUGCCUUCUAUGACGAUGUUUCUACUUGAAGCUGCUCACAUCCCACACUGUAAACAACACUAGCUUAGCCUCCGUCUCGUCCGACCCUAUGUAGUGUCAACACGGCGAAAAGAUCUCAUUUCCUCCGUCUUGCCAAAGCACAAGGAAACGUCACGCUUCAUUCAUUUACAGACCGUCAUUAGAUAUUAUUCCAAGGAGAGUCAUUGCCUUCAAAUAGCAUUAUCCACAUCUCGCAGAAAAAAAGGACAUCAGUGCUGCGAAUGUCCCGGAGCAUGUUCUUAUUGUUGCGUCCAUGUUGUGCACCUGGGACUAAGUGACUGAUGAGCGACUCGGCAGAGAUUGACAGCUUUCCUGGUAGCGGCCAUCUCCAAUGCUAUUGCUACAGGGGCUUUCAAUGUGACAUCUCUUUUUAAAGGCCCCAGCAAGAAAUAAAAACAACAUACUGUACAGGUAGAUUCUGACUGCUCGAAACUAUCCCUGACACCUUUCACCAAAGCGGCCGAAGGUUCAGUUUUGCCAUGGCGUUAAACAUCGCUUCAAUAAGAGACACAAAAUGGCUGACGCUGGAGGUGUGCCGGCAGUUUCAGAGAGGCACGUGCUCGCGUAGCGACGAGGAAUGCAAAUUCGCACAUCCGCCCAAGAGCUGCCAGGUGGAGAAUGGAAGGGUGAUCGCCUGCUUUGACUCACUGAAGGGUCGAUGUUCGCGUGAGAACUGUAAGUAUCUUCACCCGCCAGCCCAUCUGAAGACCCAGCUGGAAAUCAACGGACGCAACAAUCUCAUCCAGCAGAAGACUGCAGCGGCAAUGCUCGCCCAGCAAAUGCAGUUCAUGAUACCCGGCACCACCAUGCAACCAGUGCCUACAUUUUCCGUCAAUCAAGGUCUGGGCUCGAACCAUGGUCUCAGCUACGCACCGUACCUGACUCCUAUGAGUCACAGCAUGGGUCUCGUCCCCACCGAAAUGCUCCCCAGCACCCCUGUGAUCGUCCCGGGUAGCCCACCCGUCAGCAUGCCCAGUUCCUCCUCUACACAGAAACUACUGCGCACAGACAAACUGGAGGUGUGUCGUGAGUUUCAGCGGGGCAACUGCGCUCGCGGCGAGACCGACUGCCGCUUUGCCCAUCCCAGCGACAGCCCCAUGAUCGACACGAGCGACAACACGGUCACCGUGUGCAUGGACUACAUCAAGAGUCGAUGCUCGCGCGAAAAGUGCAAGUACUUCCACCCUCCGGCGCAUCUGCAGGCCAAGAUCAAAGCAGCCCAGCACCAGGCCAACCAGACGGCCGUCGCAGCACACGCGGCCGCUGCAGCUAUGACUCAGUCGACUGCCAAAGCAAUGAAGCGACCCUUCGAGGCAUCUGUAGAUCUGGCGUUUCCUCACGGAGUCCUGCAGCCUCUACCAAAGAGACAAGCGCUGGAGAAAAGUAACGGGGCGAGCACGCUCUUCAACCCCAGCGUCCUGCAUUACCAGCAGGCUCUUGCCAACGCUCAGCUUCAACAACCCACCUUCUUUCCCACAGGGUCAGUUCUGUGCAUGGCUCCUGCUAGCAGCAUUGUACCCAUGAUGUACAGUGCUACGCCUGCUGUCUCUGCAGCUACAACUCCUGCCACAAGUGUCCCCUACGCAACAACAGCACCAGCCAAUCAGAUCAUCUUGAAAUAAGCCACAGAAGAGGAUUGGGGUGUCAGGAAACUGCUUGGAGAAACCCAAAAAGAUCCCACUGUAAAUACAGCCUGCCCUCCCCCUUAGAAGUACAGCAACCUGCAUGCUAAAGAGUAUACCAAUCACCAAUCAACUACACACUGAGAGCUGGUGUGCUAUUUACACACAAAAAACACACACACACACAAUAUGCCUGUUAUGCUCGGAAAAAUAACACAUCCGACUUCUGAAUAGAUUAUAAACAAAAGAUGUAAAAAACGAAGAAUAUAUAUAAAUAUAUAUAUAUAUAUAUAUAGAUACAUGUUAAUGUACAGCACGUUUCAUAGAAGCAUAAGUGAGGAGUCAUUCGACUGAUCAGUCACUUGUCAGAUAAUGUGUAUUUUUUCUCCCAUAUUUGUUGAAAACAAAUGCACAACAUACACCCAAACGGGAGACGAUUAAGAGACAUUUCGUUUGCACUGUUGGAAAUAGUGCUUCUUGAAUCCUUCAGACUAUGUCUUAAACAUCCCGACACACCCUUAAAGCGGGGAAGCGGGAUUGCUUUCAUUUGUAAACAAACAAGAAUGUCACGGCAGACGAAAAGAUGUCUGCGGAUUGAUUGAUCGAUUGAUUGUCCACCGGUCAAAAUGCGCUCCCUCGACCUCAAAGUCGCCAGUUCUCAUUCCUGGACGUCACCUUUCGUCUUCGAAACGGAUCGAUUAACGGAGAGAAACUGCAACGAUUGGAGAAGACGUUAAUAUUUGACUUUUUAUCCCCAAUGGCCAAAGAAAGGUUUACAACGUAAGCGCAAUGGUGUCAGAAGUGAGAAUGUGGCAAACGACGGUGCCAUGAAAACGUUUCUGCGAAGAACUGUGUUUUAUUCCUACUUGAUUUUUAUUUUAUUUUAUUGUUUUAACGGACGGUGAAUGAUUUUGAUGCGUCAGUGGUAACGCUGGCCAUCCGGGAGUCAAGCGUGGCUUCUGUACCGUGCCAAGGGCUUCAUAUUAAACUCGGAGAGCUGCUGUAAUCUCACAAACCGAACAGACUUCUUCAACCAAUCGGAGGCCUGUUCGCCGUACCAUUCACACGGUGCCCAGUAAACGGUGAUGAAUGAAGAGGAGGAGGAGGGGGCGCAGGACCUGAAUGGAGGGCUAACUACGCCCUCACCGGUAAUCCUGUUUUAUUUGAUAAACAGUAGAAGUGCCUAAAAAAUAUAUUUUACACAGCAAGCAUCUUGAAAAGAUUGACUUUAUGUGCGGUCGGAGUAUGGCGAGAAAAGCAAAGCUCCCAAUUUUGAAAAAAAAAAGAAAACAUGCACGUCAUGGGUCUUGUUUCAUUAAAUAUCGUUUUCACACCAAUAGCUUGAAAUAGCUUGACGGCGAGGGCAAGAUUGUUCGUUUUGUUGUGCAACCUUUACCAUGGUUUUUUGAAGUAGUUUACAGAGUUUCAUCAGAACAAGCUAAAUGUCUGUAACGUGAUGUUUGAGUUUGACAAACGAUUGUCGUUGCGAUGUGUUUUAGAUGAACCUUCGAUGUCAAAACAUCUCACAGCGUUCUUUAAUCCAUCAAUUUUUAUUUCAAAUACAUACACCGCUUUCUUAAUCACCCUUAUUUCUGAUUUACGACUGUAUGUGCAUGUUUGAAUGCAUUGGUGUGAGCGCGCGUGUGCAUGCGCUAAUGUAUGUUACCAAUCCAAUCAGAACCAUCAUGUAUUUCAUGGUGCUCGAUUAACACAGACAAUCCACGGAGAUGUUUGGUUUAAAGCAGGAAUAUGGCACUGGUCUUAGCAUUUUGUUUGUUUGUUUGUUUUUACUUCAUCAUUUUCUUAAAAGUUUUGCAAAAGUUACAGUUUUAAUGUAAUUUUUGAAGUGGAAAGUGAUUUAAAUUUAUUUUAUUGUUUCGUUAAAUACUAGUCACAGAACAACGGUGUAACCUAUUUUAAAAUGAAUGUAAUUUAUUAAGCCGCGCUUUGGCUACGUGCGAUGGCGGAAGCUCAGCCAAUCGGGAGCCGCGUCUAAAUCUCAAAUUCGAACACGACAGGACAUCGCAUUGUAGUGUAAGCGAGGCUAUAGAUCUGCUUGUGUUAUGUAAAAACGUUUAUUGUAUAGGUAAUGUUUUACCAAAAAAAUGUAAAAUUUAAAAAAAGGGUAAAAAUAUAUAUACGACAAAAAUCUCAGUAGUAUGAUAGUAAUUUCAUAAUAAUAUUAAGUUGUUGCUGUGGCAACCUUAAAAGUUGCAAAUACUACAUUUUUGGUAUUUUUGUAAAUGAUGUAAUUGUUUUACGUUUUUUUUUUUUUUUUAGAGCACUGUACAAUGUUAGAUUGUAAAGCAAGAACAUUUCCUAUUUUAUGUCAAGAAUAUAUUACCAGGAAAUUUUCGGUAGCAUUUAUCGGCCUCUUUAUUGGUGUAACGUUUAAGAUAAUAGUAGUAAAUACUUAACAGUUACAAUUAGUGUGACGUAACUUAAGUAACAGUCCAAAUAUAUUAUACAAGUAUGAAUAAUUGCCCCAACCCCACCCACUUUUUCUUUUUUAAGAUUGAUGGAUCUCAAGCACUGGUGAUGAUCGGUUUUAUAUUAUUUAUGAAAGUUGUCCUGGUUUGUUCAACAAAUAACGAUUGCACUUUUGAUUUAUUGUAAUUUUUCGGAUGUUCAUUUCAAACGGAUGCACAAUGAAAAUGGUAUGGCGACAAAAAUCGGUAAUGGCUCUUUUAUUUUUUAUUUUUUUUGUUAUACCAGAGAACUAAAUAUUCAGUAAGCAUCUUGCAUGGUAUUUUAUGUCAAAUUAAGAAGUUAUUUUCAAUUUAAUCUAAGAAAAAAAAAACUAUUGAAUGUUUCUAUGUACACUCGAGAACUAAAAACAACUGCACAUUUUGAUGAAAGUAACAUUUUGUCCUUAAUUUGGGAUUUCUUACGGCCCAAAUGAAUAGAAAUGUACAGAAAUGGAGGACAAACACUGUUGACUGAUGGUGAACAAGCACUUUCUAAUCAGUUCUUAUACUGAGCAGACAGCGUAUCCAAACACUUUGCCUUACCUUUAGUCCAUCGUUCUUACGCUUUUGUGUUCUUAAUAUGUACUAGGGUGUCUACAGAACUUACUUCUCACCAUCAUUUAUAAAUAUAAAUAUAUAUAUAUAAAAUACUAUACCUAUGAUAAAGAAGUGUAAGAGUUUUAUUCUUUCUCAACAUUUCCACUGAGAGGCCGAUGAGUUUGAAUGCUUUUUAAAGCUGUUUUCUGGUUGAGACGGCACCUGACGCCCAACUGAAGCGCGCUCAAAGGAUUGUGGGUUAUUACGCUGUGCUGCUUGAUUUCCAUCAGGAAUACAGGAGCCCAUCUACAUAGACACACAUUCACAAAGUUAAUAUGAGAAAAUAUUAUUAAGCGAGCCCUCUUUGGAUAAUAUUAGUUUUCAUGUAACCAUUUUCAAUGUUUUGUUUGUGCAUAUAUAUUAUGUGCUAUUUUAUGUCAUAUAGUCAAAUGUUUUUGGUUCCGGAAAAGUAGUGUAAAAUCUAUUGAGAUGAAACAAAUAAAUAAAAAAAGACUUGGG
This is a messenger RNA of Misgurnus anguillicaudatus (oriental weatherfish), 5399 nucleotides long. It is a transcript of the gene mbnl2, whose product is annotated as muscleblind-like splicing regulator 2. Gene Ontology annotation, molecular function: metal ion binding; RNA binding. The record is from RefSeq and is a predicted model, not a curated record. Gene Ontology annotation, biological process: regulation of RNA splicing. Gene Ontology annotation, cellular component: nucleoplasm; cytoplasm. NCBI's taxonomy places the organism in Eukaryota, Metazoa, Chordata, Actinopteri, Cypriniformes, Cobitidae.